Messenger RNA from Saccostrea cuccullata (small rock oyster), 343 nucleotides. RefSeq lists its product as uncharacterized. NCBI's taxonomy places the organism in Eukaryota, Metazoa, Mollusca, Bivalvia, Ostreida, Ostreidae. The record is from RefSeq and is a predicted model, not a curated record. Bases 1 to 333 code for a protein of 110 amino acids. The transcript is spliced from 4 exons.
AUGUUUCAAUUUGAAAUGCAAAAAUAUCAAUUUCUUACAUCGAAGCGGAGCAUUUGUCCUUCAUUUUUGUGUGUCCUAAUCCCAUACGAUGACGUAGAUUCCCCGCCGUGUAUCAACAAUGCAGCGUCUGUUUCCUCUGCAGCCUCUUUGAGAGGCUGUGUUGGACAGAUUUUCCAAUGUUUCGUCAGCCCAUGUGAGGUUGCCAAGUGUUCGUAUCCAAAUGCUCACUGUGUGGCUGACUAUUGUAAUGGAUGUAACGCUGUUUGGUACCAUGGACAUAUAAAACUGACCACUGAACAGUGUGCUGGAACAACGACACCGCCACCAUUUUAAUUUGUUUGCA